AACAUAAGAAGGCUAAUCAUCUGUCCUUUGUAAGGUUGAAUUGGAGGCGUGUGCUGUCGCAGUGGGAGCGCGCAGAGGAAGGGAGGGCAAUCUUGUCCGGACGCUAAUAAGACCCAAUGGCUGGUGCAAGGUGGCCAGGAGCUCCGAAACGCGACAGAAGACGGUGGACGAAGGAGAGAAAGAGGAAGAAAAAAAAAUCUCAGGAGAGGAGAGAUAUUUCUGCACGGACUAAGAGGAUGAGAGCGCCACGGGAGCGUCCAUAGGAACUGCAGCGAGCAGUGGGGGCUUUUGGUGUGCGUCAGUUUGUGUGUCUCGUCAAAGGAACUGCGUAAAGAGAGGAGCGCUCUGGCACCACAUGAUUUGGAAUGGACCAGGAUUUGACCCUCAUUCACAUGCCGUGUCACUGGGGUAUCACUGUGAGCCACUGACUCCUGGGAGCCCCAACUCUCCCCAAUGAAGCAGUCCUGGUGGGCCCGCCUGGCACAGCUCGGCCUGCUCACUGUGUGGACCUGCAUAUGGCUGGUCCAGGGGUGCGGACCGGGCCCUGGGUACGGCAUACGCUCCAGGCCCAGGAAACUCACAGCCAUGCACUACAAGCAGUUUUUCCCCAACUUCUCAGAAAACAACCUCGGUGCCAGCGGGAGAGCAGAGGGCAAGAUCACACGUAACUCUGAGCGCUUCAAUGAACUUGUGUGCAACUACAACCCAGACAUUGUCUUCAAGGAUGAGGAGAACACCAACGCAGACCGCUUCAUGACCAAGCGCUGUAAGGACUGUUUGAACAGGCUGGCUAUCGCAGUGAUGAACCAGUGGCCAGGGGUACACUUACGUGUGACAGAGGCCUGGGAUGAGGACGGCCACCACCCUCCCGGCUCUCUGCACUAUGAAGGCCGGGCCGUGGAUAUAACCACUGACGACAGAGAAACAGAGAAGUAUGGUCUUCUAGCCCAGCUGGCUGUGGAGGCUGGCUUUGACUGGGUCCACUACGAGUCCAAAUAUCAUAUCCACUGCUCAGUAAAAGCUGAUCACUCUGUUGCAGUGGAAAAAGGUGGCUGUUUCCCAGGCUGGGCCCGGGUGAUGGUUGCUGGAGGGGUGCAGAAGAGCCUGUCUUCCCUGGCUCCAGGGGACAGAGUCAUGGCCUUGUCUGGGACAGGCCAAGUUGUGUUUAGCCAAGUCCUCUUGUUCCUACACCGGGACCAAGAAAGCUGGUCUACGUUUCUGUCUCUGGAGACAGAAGAUGGCCAUAGAUUGGCCCUCACUCCACAUCACUUGGUCUUUUUAGCUUCCCACUGCAGACUCGACAGCAGCGAGUAUGUGGCUCGGUUUGCAAGCAGAGCCAAAACAGGAGACUGUGUGCUCAUCCAUUCAGCAGAGGGUCAAGUCCGUCCAUCUCGAAUCAUCUCAGUGUCAGUAGAGGAGAGUGUGGGAGUGUAUGCACCCUUGACAGAAGCUGGAACUGUGUUUGUCGAUGGGGUGCUGACAUCCAGCUAUGCUCUGGUGGGGAACCACAGGCUGGCGCACUGGGCAUUUGGACCUGUGCGACUCCUCUCCUCAUUCAGCCAGCUACUGUGGGGGGAGACAGGAAAAGAGCAGCAGACCACAGAGACUGAAACGGCUUGCAUCAAGACUCCAUUUCAUUGUAGCACACUGGGCUCAAAGGACAAAGCAGGUGUAUGUGUGAAUAACGGCACUCUGAUCAAACAAGACAAUCUGAGUGAACCCCUGAGGAUGAAAAUGAAGGAGAAGCAGACAUCAGAGGUGCACUGGUAUGCUAGAUUACUGUACAGUUUGGGAUGUAUCUUUUUAGACUCCGACUCCUUUCAUCCUUAAAAGCCUAAAACUCUACACUCAGCACAUGUCGUACCUCUCAGUGUCUCAGCUUUGAUACAUUUACACUAACACUUCCUGUUCUAUUCUUCAUUUAAUAAAAAGCACUGGAACCGCUUGCUUUGUUUUCUCACCUCUGUUUGCAUUAUCAUCCGUCAUACAUGCUAAUACUUAUGUGAUGUUCUGUAAGAGAUUGAGUUUGAUGGGACAAACUGUCUGAGCGGGUUAAUGUAAAAAAUGGUCAUGCCAUCAUGACUGUAUCAUAGUCUAUUUGUACAUCAUGUUAUUUCUUUAAUUAUUUCAGUUAUAUAUGUAAAAUAUAUAUAUAUAUAUAUGUAUUAUUCUAAUGGGAUAGGAAUGAAUUUUCCCACAACAAUAGAAUCUUUAUUUUUGUACUUUCUGAAUCAUAAUAUAUAAAUGCUUCAUUUUAUAAUAAUUCCACUACAUGUAUUGUUCGUCCUCACGUG
Epinephelus lanceolatus (giant grouper) is the source of this 2294-nucleotide messenger RNA. It is a transcript of the gene dhh, whose product is annotated as desert hedgehog signaling molecule. Gene Ontology annotation, biological process: cell fate specification; protein autoprocessing; cell-cell signaling. Gene Ontology annotation, molecular function: patched binding; calcium ion binding. NCBI's taxonomy places the organism in Eukaryota, Metazoa, Chordata, Actinopteri, Perciformes, Serranidae. The record is from RefSeq and is a predicted model, not a curated record.